Messenger RNA from Naegleria gruberi, 804 nucleotides. RefSeq lists its product as uncharacterized. The coding region runs from base 1 to 786 and encodes 261 amino acids. The record is from RefSeq and is a predicted model, not a curated record. NCBI's taxonomy places the organism in Eukaryota, Heterolobosea, Eutetramitea, Acrasida, Naegleriidae. The transcript has a single exon.
AUGAAAUCAAUUCUCGUCCUAAUUACCAGCUCACUAGUUGUGUUAUUACUCCUCGUGUCAGGUGCCAAAAUCUCUGCCCGUUUGACAACUUAUGAUGAUAAUUCAUUAAAGGGGGAACUUUCUUUCUCAUCUCUCAAUGAAAGCCAAGUGUCAGCUGUUCAAGAUAGUAUUUGUUGCUCAGUGACAGGUUCCACUAAUUAUGUUUAUUGCUUAUCUGGACAAACUUGUUGUAGAAAAUCUGGUUAUUCAACAUGUAUUGCUUCUAGUUAUGCAUGUUGUUCCUCUUCACAAACUUGUUCUUCCAAUGUUUGCGUUUCGAAUAGUUAUGGAGAUUAUGAUGCUUUAGGAUAUGGUUUAGGAUUUGGAAUUCCAGGUUUCAUAAUAUUUAUUGCAAUUAUCAUUAUUGUUAGUGCUGCUUCUAGAAAGAGAAGACUUAUGAUGAUGAGAAGAGCUCAAGAACAACAAGCAGCAGCUGCCGUUGGAGUAGCAACAAUGCCUUCUACUCUUGUCACUGCUCAACCAACAAUGCCACCUGUCAGUGGUGGUACUACAGUUGUUAUUCAAAAUCCUGGACCUGGUGUUUAUUAUCCACCUCAACAACAACCUUAUGGUCAACAAUAUCCACCACAACAACCAUAUGGUCAACCAAUGAUGACUCAACAACCUUAUCAACCACAAUACGGUCAACCAAUGAUGGCCAAUCAACCACCACCAACCUAUGUUACUCCACAACCUUCUUAUUAUACUCCUCCUACCAAUGGAAAUGGUCAACAAACUUAUGUAUAAAUUAAACAUUAAUCAGUC